Molecule: messenger RNA, 19335 nt
Organism: Blepharisma stoltei
Lineage: Eukaryota; Ciliophora; Heterotrichea; Heterotrichida; Blepharismidae
Source: the annotation of a GenBank genome assembly
AUGCUUCUCCUUUUUUUAGUGAUCUAUCAAAUACCGCAAAUUCUCAGCAUAUGCAUUCAAGAAUGUGAAGGCCUUGACAUCAUAAACUGUAUGAAUUGUCUUUUAGAAACUGAAAACCAUGGCAAUCAUAGUCUUUGCAAUUUAUGAAGCAGCACUGAAUGCUCAUUUGGCGAAAUUUCUUUAGUAAUUAAUAGCGAAAGGAUAAUUUUUAGUUCAGAACUACAUGAAAAAGACAAGGGGAUAGAUUUUAAGCACAAAGGCUCCUCAAAAGACAUGAAAACCUUAAUAAUUGCUGGCGAAGAAAAUACGGUUUCACAUUUAAACUGCAGCUUUAUGCUGAAUGAGGACUCUCUAUUUACUUUUGGAAUUUUAUUAAAAAUUUUCAAUGAGGAGAAACCCUUCUUAAUUUGGUUUAUUGGCAUUAUAAGCAGUUCUGAAAGCCGAUUUAAGGGAUUUUUAACUAUUGAGGAGCUAUGAAAUUUUGGAUUAGAUAUUCAUUGCUUUGAAAAACGUAACGUAAGAGAGGAAGACUGCGAAAACUUGAGCCAUAUAUGCCCUGUUUGAAUGAGGCCAAACGAGAACUAUCCUCUCCAAAGACGUUUAGACAGCUGCAGUACUGAAUGUUCAGCCUGUACUGGUCCAGGCUAUGAUGAGUGCAUUAGCUGCAAUACAGGCUAUUAUUUUUUAAACUAUUUAUGCUUACCUUCGUGCCCAUCAAACUAUGAAACUGACCUGCAGCUUAAUUACUGCAAUCUACUUUCACUUGAGGCCUACUCCCUUUUAUUCAAAAACCAAAUAUUGAUUGACUAUAUAAAUUAUGCAACUGUUGGCAGUCAGGCAAAUCCUUAUCCUCAAUGGGACUCUAAUGACCCAAUCCCUUCGAUAUAUAGAGGAUACUAUUUCACCUUAACGUCCCAGAUUACCCAUGACAAUUUAAUUAUUUCUCCGUUUUUUACUGUCAAUUUGUGGAUAAAUCCGUCAUCUUUAGCUGAAAUCGGCUCAAUUGCUUUGAAAUACGACCAAAGCAGCUCAACAAAUUAUUUCAACAUGUAUUUUGAUACAAGUUCAACCGUGUUUACUGUAAUGAGGCUUAAAGAUACCUCACAGUUAACAAUUUCUGGUGGUCAAGUAUCUUUAAAUAAAUGACAGAAUAUCGCGGUUUGCUAAGCAUGAAAUCACUCCCUUAAAAUCAUCUAUCCCCUAUAAAUUGGAACAAAAAAAUCCUAUUCCAAAUUAAAGGGGGUUAAUUUUUUUUAAAAAAAUUUUUAUUAAAAUUUAUCUCUAUAAAACACUUUAAAAAUCUUAAAAAAAUAUAAAUUACAAUUUUAAUUUAUUUUAUAAAGAAAUAAUUUUAAAAAAAAAUAGUAUAUUUUAUGUCAAAACUAUUUAAAUAGAAUUCUAUGGUAAUUUUUUUCCAAUAAAAUAGGUCAAAAUUAAUUAUAUAUAAAGAGUAUUUUCAUCUUAUAUUUUUAAAAGAAUUUUAUAAAUUUUUUAAGAUUCUUAUGAAGAAAUAAUUUAAAAAAUAAUUGAUUCAGUGUGGAAACUAUUUACAUAGCAUUUUAAAUUGCAUUUAUCGAUUAAAUUAAGUCAACUAAUUUUAUAAAAAUUAGUAUUUUUCACCUUUUUGUGUUUUAAAAAAAUAUAAAUUGAGUGCAAUGCUUCGAUUUCAAUUUAUUUUUAUGAAGGAUUAAAUAGAAAAAGUUAAUCAAUUCAGUGUGAAGACUGUUUAAUUAUAUUUUAUUUAUUAAAUUAGGUUAAAAAUAAUUUUAUAAAAUCAUUAAAAACAAAUUUGAAAAAAAAUAGAUGAAGCUCAAUACUUUGAAUUUUAACUUAUUUUUAUGAAGAAUGAAAUAAAAAAUUAAUCGAUUCAAAUUUUAAAACUAUUUAAACAGCAUUCUACUUGCGCAUUGCAUAGUAAAUUAAGCCAAAGUCAAUUUCAUAAAAAUUAUCAUUUUCAUCGGUAAAAUUUUUCCUAUUGUAAAACCAUUUUGCUCUAUUUUAAAGGGACAAAAUGGGAAAUUUUUUAGCGCUAUUUUGCCCAAAUUUAAAAGAAGGAGGAGGAGGAACAGUAGUUAAGUUAUUUAAUUCAGGCGUUAGCCUUAUUGGCGGCACAGCUACCAAAGAGCUUCCGUACGGGAGAUCUACUGCUUUUCGACUCCGGCCCAGAGGGUCUAUCGCCAGAAAACUGGUGCCACUUUGGUACCUUAUGUCUCCUCCUUGCUUUGCGGUUUCAGCCUUGAAUGGCGGUCUAUGGAUUUCUGAUACCCUGGUGCAGGCGAUUAGAGUAGCUUGAUUCCAAGGAUCAGCUCCUUGGAGUCUUUCGGAUGCCGAAGCGCCUUCCUUCGACAGCUACAGGAAAAAGAUAACUCCCUAUGGCCUGGACCCAAACCCCUAGUUUCUCGGUAGAGGAAUACUCAUGGGUGCUCAUAUCCAAUGGAUGUUUCCAAGCACCUCCAUUUCCAACCACAGGAAAGCGGCCAAAACUUACUCGGAUACACAUCUCUUGAGCCCUUCACUUGAUUCUCGACCCAGAGUCCGUCCAAGUUCGCCAUAGCCAUAAGGUUUGGACUGUUGCGCCAAGAGGGGAGGUUGCAUUUGUCGCCAUUUUUAUUUAUAUGGAGGAAGAGGAGGAUAAGCUUAAGAAAGUUUUCAUUUUAAAAUUUAUAUGUAUAUAAUAUAUGAGUAAACAUUCUAGAAACUGUGCUAUAAUAGGAAAUACUGCUUUAUCUCUUAUAUUUAUAUUAUCAAGCAUGGGUAGUUUGCUAGGUUGGGUUUCGUGCUUAACCAACGGUUACUGGGACAGUAAGGAAUCAAAAAACUCAAGUUGCUUCAUAUAUGAAUGGAUCUCUUAUCGCAUGGAAAAUUUCAGACAAUGCAUCUCCCUAUAUUGAUUCUGGGAAAUUGAUAAUUGGAUAUUCCACUUCAGUAAAAAGCUUCGUUGGCUUUCUCUGAGCUAUUAAAUUUUUUAGUGACAGUUCUCGCCAAUAUGCUGAAUGGAAGACCUCAGGAUGUGUUGGCGGAUGUUCAACUUGUCCAUCAGAGUUAGUUUGCCCAGACACGUGUUCAUUUGGAUCCUAUCUUAAUUCAACUGUUUGCGACCCAUGCUUAGAUAUCUGCGAUCAAGGAUGCCGCUCUAGCAAUACCUGCAAACUUUGCCUUUAUAAGGAAUGCUCCACGUGCAGCACAUUUGAUGAAGAGUGUAUCAAUUGUGUGGAAAAUGCAAGCUUGGUUAACGGGAUUUGCACAUGCAAAAUCAAUGCAAUUUGGAUAGAUGAAGCUUGCAACUUGUGCGAUGUCAAUUGUAAAACUUGCAGAGGAACUUAUUAUUUUUACUGCACUAGCUGCAAUGACGGUCUAUAUCUUGUGGAUGGUAUAUGCUUAAAUUAUUGCCCUUUUUUAACUAACCCCUGCUCAAGCUCAGUAUCUCCAAAAUUUAACAUAACAUUUGAUGGCAGCUUUAAAGGAAAUUAUGAUAAUUUCUUGACUUCAGUUUCAGGCGCCACUUAUCAAUUUUUUAAUAGUCCAGACUUAGGUGACCCAAUCCCUGCUUACAGUAGGGGUCUUUAUUUCGAUAAUGGGAAAUAUUUAAUGACAAGCCAAAAUGUUUAUAUUAAUUUUGGGUUUUCGCUUGGGCUAUGGGUUUAUGCACUACACGAAGGGACGAUUUUGAGCAAGCAAGGACAGAUAUCGCUAAACUCAAAUGCAGGAUUUUCUGUUUAUUUGACAGAUCCUUUAGCGACUAAUAGUUUUACAAAGCAAGUGGGCAGCCAGACUUUUUCAGGAUGGACUUAUCUGUUUGUAUCUGUUGGGUAUUCAAAUGGCUACACACAAAUUUAUGGAUAUAUAAAUGACCAACUCAAAGCAGCAGAAUCUGCGAAAUAUUAUUUAUUUAGAGACAGCGGAGAUUCUCCUUUAUACUUAGGAGGGAGCCCAACUGGCACUUUUAUAGGAUUUAUAUACUCCUUCACUUUCUGAAAUGCUGUGAUAACUGAUUUGACUAGUGAACUUUCAAGACCUUGUGGAUCAGCUCUGUCAAUUUCAUGCCUGCAAACUUGCGAUAUAAAUCAAUAUUAUAGCCAAAAUGAUAGCUCUUGCUUAUACUGCAAUAACUGCUAUACUGGAUGCGUCAGAAAAUAUUCAUGCAAUAUUUGUUACGAUCCUUUGUGCUCUGCUUGCAGUGGAUUUUGGUCCGGAAUGUGCGCUGCUUGUGUAGACAAUGCUUCUGGAAACCCAUGCGCUUGCAAUGCAAAUUAUAUAUCUCCAGAUGGCUUUUCAUGCACUCUCAAAUGUUUUACUGGGUGUUCUAGCUGCUUGUCAACUUCGUAUACAAGCUGCACAUCUUGCGCACAGAACUAUUUCUUAUAUCAAAUGAUUUGCUACACAACUUGUCCACAAGGAACCAUUUCAAAUUCAGUGACAAAAACUUGUGAUAAAGAUUUCCCAAUGUCUAUAAGCCUUGAUUUCUAUGCAUUAGCAAGCCUACCUUCUAGCUAUUCAUCCGCCUCAGGUAAAACCCCUUACUUUAUAAGUGACCGAGGCUGGCGCUUCUUUCCUCAAAGCUAUAUUUCAACCAGUGUCCAACUCAGCAGCUAUAUAACUAUAUCAAUGUGGAUUUGUUUUACAGCAUACACUAGUAUAGAUACUAUAUUCUAUAUGAGUAGGGAUUGGGGAAUAAGCUAUAACGGUAGCAAUAAGCAGCUUGUUUUCAACACAGGACCUAUUGUAUGAUCUCAAGCACAAAGUUUGUCAGCAUUAGAUAUAAACACAUGGCACUUUUUGUUCAUUUCAACCAUUCAUAACAGUGAUGGCACUAUUAACUCCCUGCUUCCAUAAGCGAAUAAAAAAUUUUUCGCUCAUGAAAGAGAUAUUUUUUAAUUUAAAACAAUUUAUACAUAAAAUGUUUAUAGUAAAAUUUUUUCUUCAAAAUUGAAAAAAUACUAAUAUGUAAAAUUGAGAAGUAAAAAUAAUUUAAUUGCAAAAUUUAUAUUUUAAAAUUCAAGCUGCUUAAAAGAAAACCGAAUUAGCUAGAGAUUUCAUUAUAAUAAUUAUUAUUUAUAUAUCAAAGUAUUUCUUUAAUAAAAAUUUAUAUAUUAAGAAAAUGUUUUUGCUCACGGGAGUGGAUUUUUGGGCAAAAAUAGGGAUUUUUCCAAUGGUUUUGUCUCACGAGAGGGAGAGUAAGCAACUAAUUACAUUGGAUUCUACUUCGUUAACUCAUGAUAGCCUAACUCCUGCAAGUGAUUUUAUUUUUCAAGACAAAGGAGGUAGCAAAUAUAUUGGCACUCAAUUCGAUUGGAAUAAUCGAGGAUAUACAAGUUUUACUGGGUACAUGUAUUGGCUUCAUGUUUAUAACGAUGGCCUAUAUGAUAUUCCAAGCAAUGAGAUUCCAAGUUCAAGUUGCCCUAGCUGCUCAGUAUGCCCUUCAUCGUCAUUCUGCUUGCCUACUAACUGCGCCUAUAAUGAAUACUAUGAUUCAGAAUGCCAUUCAUGCAACAGCGCAUGCAUAAAUGGCUGUAAUAAUGGAAAUGACUGCACUUUAUGCUCUAUGACUGGAUGCAAUAGUUGUACUGGGACAAAUACUUGUGGAUCAUGCAAAGGGGAUUUCGUAUUUAUUGAUAACAAUUGCCAAUGUCCUUAUACCUAUGCAGUUAAGGAUCCAGAUUUGUUCACAUGCAACUGUACGUCUUCGCUAACUUUUAAUUCUGUGUGUGUAAGUUCCUGCCCAACAGGAACCUCUGAUAAUUUAUCUGGAGCCUGCAUAUUGUAUGCCAGUCAAGGACUUGUAUUUUCAUUGGCUCUAACUCAAAUAAAAGGAAUAGUCCAUGAUUCUUCUAGUAGUGGAAUUGAUGUUUUGGCUGGAAUUUCCAGCGAUUUCUAUCCUAGUUAUGAUGCAUAUGAUCCUAUUCCAGCUUCUAAGAGAGGAUAUUAUUUUAAUGGAAAUUCUUUUAUGCAGUUGCCUCCAAAUAUAGAUAAUAGCUCCAAAUCUCUGACUAUCGCCGCAGAUUUUUCAUACUCAAUGUGACUUUGGUCUCAAAAUGAAAAUGGAGUCAUUUAGCUAACCCUUAAGAGAGUAAAACUAUUAGCCUUUCACGAAUGGUCAAUAUUUUUAUUGAAAAUUGGAAUAUCACUAGCUUGGAAUUAUUUUGCCUUUUUUAUAAAAAUUUUCUUGCUCAUAAAGGAGAAUUUUUCUUGAAAUUAGCUAAGCAGAGUUCUGAUGGCCCUUAUACGACAUAUCUAUCAAUCAAGAUAGUAGGACUUAAAAUUAUAUUCUUACUCACUUCUUUAUGAUCGAUCAAAACCUUUGGAAAGGUCCCUAUUCUUUGGAAAAAAUAACUUCGAGUUAUAAAUUUUUAUAUAAAUAUUCCUUGCAUAUGGCUGUUUUUUAUGUAAUUAAUGAAUUCAAUGGCUAAACAUCAAAUAAUACUAUUAAAUUUUAAAUAAAUUUUUCUUUCAAAAAUAUGGAAUUGCGAUUUUAAUCCUAAGUCGCCUCCUUUGAACUGGAAAAAAAUUGUUCAUAUUUAAAUUUAAUUUUUUCUUUUUAAAAGCUUAUAGUCGAAAAGCACAAUUUUUUUUAAAAGCUAGAAAAAAAUACAAUAUAUGAAUUUUAGUGAAGAAUUAAUUUGAAAAAUCAAUCAAUUCGAUGUGAAAGCUAUUUUAAUAAUAUUCUGCUUGCACUUUUUUCAUUAAAUUUGGUCAAAAACUAAUUUUUAUAAAAUUCUCAUUUCCAGAUAUCAAUUUUUUUUAAAUUAAAACAAAUUUAAAGGUAGCUAUAGUAGCAAAAUAGCGAUAUUUUUUCCAAUUAAUGAUUGGAGUAAAUAUAAUUUUAAUUUUAAUUUUUAAAAAAGGGUGAUUAGCCAUUCUUAGCUUUUAUGAUUCUAUGUUAAGCUCUUCAGUAUCAUUUACUUCCAGAAAUUCUAUCAAUGCUGAUAGUUGAUGCUAUAUAGGGUUUUCACUUAGCUAUAAAUUUCCAUACAGUCAGGUGACUUAUUAUAUCAAUAGCAGCUUUGACACCCCUAAGAUCAUAAAGCACCCAUUCCAAGACUUAGAUUCUAACUACAGCAUAUUAAUUGCAGCAAUGCACACAGGCUCUUCUGCCUACUCAAGCUUUUAUACAGGCUUUGUCUACAGUAUAAAAAUAUGAAAUACUAUCGUAAACCCAACUCUAUAUGAUAUUUCUUACUCAUGUGGCUCCAGCUGCUCUUUUUGCCCUUUAUCUUCUUCAUCUUGCUUGCCAAGUCAGCCUAUCUCAAAUUAUUACGAUUCUUCAUCAUCAACUUGAAAUUUGUGCUGAUCUUCGUGCCAGUCUACUGGCUGUGUAAGAAAUGACGUUUUCUGCAACAUAUGCGAUGAUUUACUAUGCAAAGUCUGUGAGGACUGAACUGGGUGUGUGACUUGCAUUUCCAAAACCAAGCCAAACCACUUUCCUUGCGAAUGUUUAUCUGGUUAUAUUUAUGAUCCUAUAGCAAAUGAGUGUGCUUGCUUUCCAUUUUGCGAAAUCUGCUCGUCCUCUCAUAAUGGAGACUGCUCAAGCUGCAAAUCGGGAUAUUAUUUAAAUCCAGAAAAUCUUUGCCUUUACCUAUGUCCUAUGGGAUAUGCAAAGCAGUCCGAUGGCACUUGUCUGCAAACAGCUGCAAAUUCAAUGGUCCUUCAUUACUUGCUCAAUAAAUUAGCAAAUACGUUUGCAGAUAAUGUUUCUGGGUUAUUAGCUUAUAUGGGGUCAACUGAUAGUUAUUUAGGGCCUAAUGACCCACAGCCAGUUUAUCAAUCCGGCUUUUAUUUUUCUGGAAACUCAUAUCUUAAGCUACCUCCAAACUCUGCAGAUUCUAAAGAAGUGAUUUUGGGCAAUAACCACAGUCUGCUAUUCUGGGUCAGGCCUACGUCUUUAGCCAAUGAUUCAAUCAUUUUUUCAAAAGAAAACGCCUCUCAAGUGCACAGUGGUUUCAAGAUAUUAUCCACUGGAAAAUUGCAUGUAAACUACGAAGUUUAUGAUGACCUUUCGGGGACAGCUGAAAAUAUGAUUAGUGAGGCUGGCAAUAUUAAUUUAAAUGCAUGAUACAACAUUAUUAUCGUAUUUUCAUGGACUUCUCAUACUAAUCAGAUUUCUUUAUAUAUAAACGGAGUAGCACAAGCUAUUAAUAACCUGAUAGCCUACCAAAAUACGUUUUUUAUGGAUAUUCCGAGCGAUAGUUUUAUUGUAGGUGGCAGUAAUAUUGAAAACUACUUUUUCAAUGGCUUCAUUUUUGAGAUGGUUCUGUAUAACUAUGCAAUUAGCUCUAGUAUUGCUGCUGGACUAAUAAAAACCACUUGUUUAUGCCCUGCGUGUGGCGAUUUUGGGAAUGAAUGCUUGCGCAGCUGCUCUUAUUUGCAAUAUUAUAAUAACGCUACUUCCAGCUGCACUGACUGUGACUCUUCUUGCACAAAUGGUUGUGUGAGGAAUGGAGAUUGUAGCAUGAGUGUUGAUCUUUUAUGUGCGGCUGAAAUUGGGUUUCAACCUAGUGAAUGCACAAGUUGUGUUGCUGGAGCUACAGGAGCGGGGACGACGUGCGCCUGUUUGCAAAAUUAUGUUUACGAUUCUUCCUCAAAAACGUGUAAAUGUGACACAAAUUUAUAUCCUUGUGGAAGAUGCGAUAGCUUAUGCACAAGCUGUCUUAAUUAUAAUUAUUUCACGUGCAGCUCUUGCACAGGAAGUGGAGUCUAUCUAAAUCAAGUUUGCUUGAAUGAAUGCCCCUAUGGGCUUUUCAGUAAUUCUGAUUGUGCCAGUAAGACAUCUCCAGUGAUUGACUAAUGGUUCAUAAAUAAAAAAUGGCACUUGGCUCGAGAGAAAUUAGCUUUGAUAAUAUUCUCUCCCUCAUGGAAGUUUAUUUAUAGGGUUGGGUUUUCUUAUGAAAACUUCCGUAAAGCAUUAGAAGUUUAACUCUGGCGGAUAAGCCAGGCACUCUCCAAGUACAUCAAGAGGCUCGAAGUUUUACCUCUCAGCAUACUCGAGGAAGGUGACCCUUAGGCGGAACACGCGCAGUAGCUGAGUCAAGCAAGCGAGGCAACGCACCCUGCCAAAGCCGGAACGCUGCAUUUGUCCUUUGUCCUGGUAUAACAAAGUGAAUCGAUCCAGAGGUCCAUGGGUCCGACACGUGGAUAAAUAUGGUGGCAACUCUGGAAACGGCUAUCCCGUAGUAGAAGUUAAACGUAAUAAAUAAUAUAAGAUAAGAUAAGAUUGACCAAUGGUUCAACGGUGACUUCCAAGGAAGUUACGGGAUUUUUAGAACUGCGCAGUCAGAUUCUAAUUAUUAUUUUUUUAAUAGCCCAGAAACUUUAGACCCUGUUCCUGCAUAUAACAGAGGCCUCUAUUUUUCCAAUGGAAAAUUUUUAGAUAUAGCUUUUUUUCGCACAUUUGCUUAAAAACCCUGAGAAUUGAAUUGGAGGGCAAAGCCUAUUUCGAUGGGAUGCAUAUUUAAGCAAAAAAAAGAAAAAGAUACUCAGUUCCGAUAUUGACUCAGACUAUUAAAUUUAAAUCUCUCCAAAACUGAUAGAAUGUUUAAAUCAUUUAUGAAAUAAUUAAUUUUCUGCUUAUACUCAAUCCUUGCUUUUGUGAAAGUAUAUCAAACUAAAAUUGAAAUGUGAUUUAUGUAGUUGUCAACACGCUUAUUCAAGUAAAAAUAAAUAAAAGCAUCAAUCUUUAUAAAGAGAUUAGUUCUGAUAUAAUUAUUAAUUGGUAAUAUGUGAUUCGUCAAUACAGCAAUUGAUAACUCUUUAUGUCCAAUCAAAAAUCUCGAGCAUAAUCUUGACUUUUCUUAGAGCGAAUGAUUGCUCCUCAUGUGGAAGUAAUCCAAUAGGCGUAUCAUUAAAAUUCUUCAGCAGAAUCUUACUUAUCUUCGAUAUUUGAAAUUAAGAAGUAGUCAAUUGUGUAGAAGUAGUAUAUCGAAAAAAUAAAAAUUGCAAGAGGAUAUUUGCCGAUAAGGCGAUUGAUAGCUGUUCAUGCAGUAGUACUCCAAUAGGCAAACCAUUAAAAAUCUCUAGCGUAAUCUUGACUAUUUUAGCUUUUAGAAUAAAGAUGGAGUAUAUUGUGGAGAUUUUAUAUAUGGGAAAUGGAAAAAUAAAAAUUGAAAGAGGGGUCUCACCGAUAAGGCGAUUGAUAAUUCUUCAUGUAGCAGUACUUCAAUAGAUGUGGCAUUAAAAAUCUCCAGUAAAAUCUCAACUUAGCUCUGAUUUUUGAAACCAAAAUGAAAUAAUAAAUCUCCUAAAAUUAUUUUUCUUGUCAAUUUUCGCUUGAAGCAUGUCAAAAUAUUAAAAUGGAACCAACGCACCAAUUUCAAAUAAGCUAAAUCAAAUCAGAUUCUGUUUAGAUUUUGGAGGUUUAAUGAUUAUAAUCUUCACCUAAAACACUCUAACGAAAGCAGGCAUUGAGCUUGAAUAAAGAACUUAGAAGCUUUAUAAGAAAAAUGCUGCUACUCACCCCUCCCUCCUUGAGCUAACAAAAAAUUUUUCGUUCUCGAAGGGUUUUUUUUUUUUUAAAAAAGCAUUAUAUUUAAAUUUUAUAGGGAUUUUUUCCAAAAAUUAAAAAAUUAAACAGAAUAUGCUAUCAUAAUGAUCAAAAUUUUUUUAAAAAAGUAAUUUUAUAUUAAAAAUAUUUUUAAUUUAUUGAGCUCUACUAAUUAGAAAAAUUAAAAAAAAUUUACUGCCUCGUAGAAGGCGGAAUUAAUUUAACGUAAAUCUCUAAUUCUCUAAUAAUUGAGGAACUUAUUCCCUUGCAUAUUUUUUUAAAUAGAGAGACUUAUAUUAUGGGUAUAGAUCUUGCAAUCUAUACUAAAUCUAAUUGCUUUCAAAGCAAAUGUACAAAGCCUCUAUACAACAACACCUAUUUACCUUAGCUCGUGAUUUACGAUGGGACUGUGAAUCUACACAAUUGAUGAUGGCGACGUCAUAUAUAAAAUAGGCACCUUUACUUUAAGUUCUAACUUAAAAGUAAACGCAGUUUUAACAACAUUUAAAGGCAGCUCAACACUAGUAACUACUCCUAUAAAUUUUUCUGGAUGGUGUCAUAUUGCUUUCUCGAUGGAAUAUGUAGAUGACUCAGCCAAAGCCCGUUUUUAUUUAAAUAGCGAUAUAAAAAACACAAUUUCUACUCAAUAUGCCCUGUUCAGGGAUAACAGCUCACAGACCUUGCUUUUAGGAAAAAGCCAGACGAGCUCUUUCGUAGGGUUUAUAUAUGCUUUUACAUUGUGAAAUCAAGCAACAACAGAUUUCUUUACAAAUAUGCCUUGUAGUGGCAUAACAUUGGAUGCAUCUUGCCUGUGGGCAUGCGAUAUAUUUAUGUAUAAUGAAGGAGGAAACUAUGUGACCUGCAAUAAUUGCUAUAAUGGUUGUGUAAGAGGCAAAAGCUGCAAUAUUUGUAAGGAUCCAUUAUGUAAAAUUUGCACUGGAUUUGGAGAUCAAUGCUCGGAAUGCGUAGAAAAUGCUUCAGGAACGCCAUGUGCUUGCCUUGCAGGGUUUUCUUCCCCAGGUGGGUUUUCAUGCACCUCAGGGUGCGCUAGAGGGUGUUCUAGCUGUUUAUCAACUUCCUAUUCCGACUGCACAUCUUGCCAGCCAGGCUAUAGAAGUUUCCUAUGUUUGGCGCUGUAAGGCCGAUAAAUUCUGAUCGGAAUUUAUCGGUAGGUUGCACCAAAUCAAUGCCUUGGUCGGACCAAAAAGCGAUUUGGUCCGACGAACUUGGAAAGCUCCUGGGAAAAUGUCUGCGCUUUUAGCGCUAUAUAGAGGAAACCUCUAUAUUUUUUAUACCAAAUGAUUUGCUAUAAGUCAUGCCCAGCUGGAACUCUGUCUAAUUCUGUAACAAACAGCUGCGAUCAAGACUCUGUAUUUUCAAUCAGCCUCGAUUUCUAUUCUCUUGCUACCCUUCCAUCUGAAUAUACUGCUGUAGGAGCUGACUAUGUAAAUAAUCGUGGAUGAUAUUUUGAGCCUGCAGAUUAUGUCUCUACAGAAAACAAGCUCAGCUAUUUCUUUGGAGUCUCUUUGUGGAUAUUUUUUACUGGUUUUACCAAUGAAGAUACUAUUUUUUACGUUGGUAGAGAUUAUGGAUUUAGCUAUAAAGGAAGCAGUCAAACUUUAAAUUUUAAGACCUCAUAUUCUUCAUUUGUAAAUAAUCCAGCUACACUAAGUUUGAACUCUUGGCAUUACAUUUAUUUCUCUAUAUUUAGAGAAGAUGUAGGAAAAUUGACUGAAACGGUGAUCAUUGACUCUAGCUCAGUUUUUAUGACUAUUUCAUUUGCAAACACUUAUAUUGAUCCAGACGCAAACUAUGUGAAAUAUAUUGGAUCCUGUCCUGAGUGGGCUGUCAGAAAGGCUUUAGGGUUUAGUGGAUAUAUUUAUUUUUUUCAUGCUUUCCGUGAUGCUCCAAAUCUUAUCUCUCUAUCUGAAUAUAUUACUUCAGGAUGCCCAGCAGGCUGCUCACUCCUUCACAUUAAAGAUGAAAAAAUCAUUGGAAAUUUAACCUCUUUUGAGAUCGACCAAAACAUUUUCUUGGUUAAAAUUAUUUUUAUAAUUGCUAUAGCAAGAAUUCUAGCUUAUUCUCAUUCUAAUAAUAAUUAUCAUAGAUUGAAUUAUUAAAUUUAAACUCUUGAAUUAAAUUAGAUUUUCUUUUUUAAAGCAUUUGAAUUUGUUAAAAUCUGAAUUUUUUUUAUAAAAAAUCUCUGUUCGCUUAAAAGGGGAGUCAGCAUGUCCUCCUUCUUUACUCUGCCUACCAACAAACUGCCAAUAUAAUCAAUAUAUAAACUCUAACUGUGUCAAUUGUCUUAGCAACUGCAUGCAUGGAUGCGCCAAUGGGAAUGACUGCACCUUAUGCUCCUUAACAGGAUGCGAUACUUGCACUGGAACUUCUACUUGUGGGCUGUGCCAUGGAGAUUUCUUAUUUAUCGAUGGCCAAUGCGCAUGCCCCUACACUUUUUCAGUGCUAGAUCCGUUAGUUUUUGCCUGUUAUUGCUCAUCGAAUUUGCAAUUCCAGUCCAUAUGUAUGAAUUUCUGUCCAACUGGAACAAAUGGGAAUCAAGCUGGAAGCUGUGUGCUUGAUAGCCACCAAGGAUUAAUAUUUUCUUUGAAAUUGAAUAAAAUUGAAGGACUCGUGAAAGAUACUGUGAAUAAUUUUAACGUCCUAUCCGGGAGUUCAGAUAGUUUCUACCCUACCUAUGAUAGCUAUGAUCCUAUCCCAGCAUAUAAAAGAGGGUACUACUUUAAUGGCAACUCUUUGAUGCAAUUGCCUCCAAAUAUAAAUGAUAGUUCGUACUCUCUUAAUUUUGCUACCGCCAUUACUUUUUCUAUAUGGAUUUGGCCAACCUCAACUACUUCAAGCACUAAACAAGUUAUUUUUACAAAGCAAAAUUCAUCAAUGGCAGCUUUGAUAGAAGUUAGCAUAUCUCUGCCAAAACUAUAUGUCGUAGUACACUCUUUUCUUUCACAGCAAACAUAUAUUUCAUAUCAUGAAACUAAUACCCAAGGCUGAAAUUAUGCAGCAUUUUCUCUUUCUUAUAGUUUCCCAUACACGCAAGUGACAUUUUACAUUAACAGCCAGUUAGACAUGGCAACUCCAGCUAAAAGUCCCUUACAAGAUUCGAGCAUCGCCUACUCUAUUUUGAUUGGUGCUCAGCAUGCCUCAUCUUCAACAUACUCCGACUUUUUUACCGGAUUUAUUUACAGUAUGAAUAUAUGAAUCGUCCCUACGAACCCUACCUUAAAUGACGUCUUUUAUAACUGCAACCCAGGAUGCACAAUUUGCCCAGUUGGGUAUGCUCCCAAUUGUUUAGCAAAUGAACCUAUUAGCAACUACUAUAACUCCUCAACUUCUUCGUGGUUGCAGUGCUCAAGCUCCUGCUCAUCAAAAGGCUGUGUAAGAAACGAUGAUACCUGCAAUUUGUGUGAUGACCCAUUAUGCGCUUCUUGUAAUGACUGGAGUGGCUGCCUAGCUUGCAUUGACAAUUGCGACCCUGUGCAGCCUCCAUGCACCUGCAAGAGCGGCUUUUGGUUUUAUGUAAGUUUCUGUACCUAUUGCCCUGAAGAUUCUAUACCUGAAGGUUCCACAUGUGUCUGCAAAGAUCUCAAUUCUACCUAUAAUGCUUCUACAAAUCAAUGUGUCUGCAAUGAUCCUUAUGCUUCAUAUAACUUCACCUCAAAUAAGUGCACUUGCAAUAGUGGCUAUCGGCUCUAUAAUGAUUUCUGCACUAUCUGUCCAGAUAAUGCAACACCUCAAAGAUCUUCAUGCAUAUGCAAUAUUGAUAACGCCUCAUAUGAUUCUACCCUGGCUCAAUGUGUUUGCAACAGUGGCUAUCGGCUCUAUAAUGGUUUCUGCACCACUUGUCCUGAAAAUGCUAUACCUAACGGAGCCACAUGCACCUGCAGCAUAUCUAAUGCAUCCUAUGAUUCGUCAUCAAAUAAAUGCGUUUGCAAUGCUAAUUAUUGGCUAGAUAAUGGUCUCUGCAUCAAAUGUCCUGAAAACGCUUCACGUGAAGGAUCUACCUGCAUUUGCAAUAUUGCUAAUGCUAAAUAUGAUUCAACGCUAAAUCAGUGUGUUUGCAAUAAUUAUUACUAUAUGAACCAAGGAACCUGCAUUGCAUGUGUGAACUACUUGGAUACCACCAAUAUUGCUGCGUCAUUUAGAAAUAGUUAUUCAGAAAUUCAGUUUACCUUUAAUAUUCCAGCAGACCGUUCCCCGUACAACUGCAGCUCAUCGUUCGAUUCUUCCACUUUGGCAGGCUUUGGUUUGGACUAUUCAUGCAGCUUUGCAUCAGAUUUUAGUUCUUUAAAAGUUUUAUUGGGACACGAUUACACUUUUAGCACAGAAAAUGCAAUUUUUAAGCCUGGGGCACUAAUAAGCUCAGUUCCAUUGUGUGGGAAAUCGAAGCUGCAACUCUCAAUUCCUGUAGCCUUGCAAGGUGAUGUGCCAACGCCAAAAUUUACAUAUAUAGCUCCGAAGAUUCUUGAGAUAUCAUGUCAGGAUCUCUUAUUAGAUGUGAUUGUUGACAAAGGACUGCCUUAUGAGGUUUAUAAAUGGACACUCUCUUCUAAUCCCCCCAGCUCUGUAAUUUCUUCUUUUUCUACUGAGUAUAGUAACUCUUAUACUGCGCUUAGCAUUAAAAAAGAAAAUUUAACUGAAGGAAUUAUUCAUGCGUCUUUUUCUAUGAAAAAUAAUUUUGGAGGCAUUUCGACUAUAGACAAGGAAAUUAAUGCUACAGCAUCUCCUACUCUUAUAAUAAAUAUUGACCCUUUAUUAGCCAGCUCCUUUGAUAGGCUGAAAUCAUAUACGGUUUCUGUUGGAUCACUUAGUUUAGAUUAUCAUCAUCAUAUCCUUUAUUUCGCUCCAUAAUAUUUCUUGCCAGUCAGAUUCAACAGCCCGAAGGCAUAUGCUGCUUCCUCCAAAUGAGGGUUGCACUCGCAGCUUGAGGCAAAGUGCCGGGUCGCCUUGCCGUACCCAGAGGGGUUGCCCUUUUCGAAAACUCAAAAAGUGAAUUUUCUUGUCAGGUUGUCGGCCCGAAUGAAACUUGUAGCCUAGGGUGCAGGUCCUGGCAUCGCGCUGGGAAAUUACCCAAUUGGCCAAGCGAACUCCGCCUGGCCUUUCUGACUUCCAAAUUCCAUCGUCUCUCUGGCAAAGCCAUACCCCGAAAGAGCCUGCGGUCGGUCAGACCAGCAAUGCGCUCCACCAGACCAAGUAAAAUCUGUGGCCAGAUACUCUCACUGCACACUGCUCUCCCAGAUCACAGUCUUAAGAGGGAGAUUGGCUUCCACGCCAUUCAUAGUGUACUUCUUUUGGGUCAAUAACUUCUUGCAAUAUUUCUGAUAACUUAAACAUCACGUGAAGCAUCUCUGGGGUCAGCAAUAAUGCUUCAAGCAUUGACGAAAGCACAUUUUGGAGCGCUCAGAAGUCUCACUCCCACCUCCGUGAGCGAGCAAAACCAUUAGAAAAUCCCUAUUUUUUGCCCUCAUGAGCGAACAAAAAUUAUUUUAAUAAAAAAAAUUUUUUGAAAAAAAAAAUUUAAUAUAUAAGUGAUAAUUAGUAUAAUGAAAUCUCUAGCUAAUUCUGUUUAAUUUUAAACAAAUUGCGUUUUAAAACAUAAAUUUUAUAAAUUAAAUUAAUAUUUUGAUUUCUAUUUUUGUGAAUUAGGAUUUUUUUAAAAUUCCAAAAAAAAAUUUUCUAUAAAAUUUAUAUGUAAAAAAUAUUUUAAAAAAAAAAAUUAACCCCCCUCAGUGAGCAAAAUUUUUUUGUUCGCUUAAGGAGGCGGGAGUCAGUAUCUGCUGAAUAUUCCUCCAAAAACCCUUCCUGCUUCGUCUACGAUAGAUUUCAAAGUUUUUGCAAAAGAUUUGACUUAUAAUAUUCCUGGAGAAACAAGUUUUUCAAUUGAAACUCAAUCAUCAGACCCUAUUAUCGUUUUUAAUCGAACUGAUGGAGAUUCAGGCGUAAGCCAAAACUUAGUUGUCGAUGCAGGCGAUUCUUAUGAUCCUGACUAUAAUUCGAACUUUUUAUACCAGUGAAGCUGCCAAAUUCAUGGCUCUUCCACUAGUUGUUCAGAUUUUAUUCAUGAUUUUAGCUCUUCUGUUUUAAUAGUUCCAGCAAAUACUUUGACUCUAGGCGCAGUCUACAACUUCACAUUAAAUUUCACAAAAAUAACUACAAACCCUGUCAGCACAGCCAAAAGUUCACAAAAAAGCAUAACCAUCACAGCUAUCAAUAAGACAGUCCCUCCAGUAAAUAUGGUAGAAGUAUCCAGCUCAAUCCCUAACAUCGCAAAUCCUGAUACAACUUACAGAAUUGAAAUCAAAGGGACAUUCUCUUCAGUUGACUGGUCAUUAAAUUCUUCAUCAGAAAUUUCUUAUUCAACUCCUACGAACUCUAAUUAUUUGGUCAUCCCUCCAAAUUCAUUGGCUUCAGGCUUCUCCUAUACUUUGCUUGCUUCUGUUGACAAUGAGUUUUCGUUUACCUGAACAUUUUAUGUAAACAACCCUCCAAAUAAUGGAAAACUUAUGGUUGUCCCCAGCUCAGGCCUAGAAAUGUCAACGAUUUUCACAGUGGCAGCACUAAAUUGGGAAGAUCCAGAAAACAAUUUGCCACUUCAAUACUCUUUCGGCUACUACAUUUCUGAUGCUUAUCAAGCAAUUUCUGCUAAAAAUUUAUCCUCUCUAAUAUUCACAAACUUCCCCUAUUCUCCAGGAAAUAUUACAAUUUCAGUAGACAUCUAUGACUCCUUGGCUUCAAAAACCAACAAAAUUUCCUAUGUCACAAUUAACGAAAAUCCGAAUAUUGACCAAUAUAUCGAUUACCGCAUGAAUUUGCCAGUUUUAAACCCGCAAGCAGUUCCUGGGUUUGCAUCCGAGUUGUCAGCGCUAGUAUUAAAUAGAGAUAAUAUCAUUAAUAACGAAUACUCUGACGUAGAUUCCCAAAUGCAAAGUGCUUAUGAUUCAAUUAUUGACAAAGUCAACCUUUAUGUUGAAGCCAUGGACAAAUAUAACGAAGACUCCUAUACCACUGUUUUUUAUAUGCUUUAUGUUGCCACGUUGAAUCCUAAUAUAAACAGCUAUGAUAAUAUUAAUAAAAUAAGCGACAUUGCUGACUUCAUGAUUAAAAAUAAUGAUAAACUUACAAUUGAUGACGGCCAAAUGCAAGUUUUUGCAGGAAUUUGCGAUAAUAAUUUUCAAUUAGAUAGCAAUGGGGCUAUUAACCAAACAAAUACCGUUAAUACUAUUGAUGAAAAUGUUAGGAAAAUUAGUACUGUUUUAUUGUCUGGAAUGGUUACUGGAGAGUCGAAAACGUUUAUUGAAGAUAAAUUUGCAACAGAAGUAUCUAAAACUACAUCUUCGGAAUUAUCUAAUUAUGCAUCUCAAAUAAAAAAUGCUUCUGUUACGUUAGGCCAUAAUGUUUCGGAUUACUUCAAUGAAAAUGAAGGUAUUGGAGUUAUAAUCACUAUAUAUGAUCCUGCACUGGAUAUCACUGUAAAACCAUCAUUUUCCUUAGUUUCUUACAGACUGAUAAACAACAUAACUUUUCAAGAAGUACACUUAAACAAUACAAGCUAUAACACCAUAAAUAUUCCCGUCCACAACUACGAUGUCCCAGUGACAAAGGAUAAUCCCAUUUAUUGCACCUAUUUAGAAAACAAUGAGACACGUUGACACACCACUGGCUGUGUCCUAGAUUCCUACAACGCUACCAACGUAAUCUGCUCAUGCAACCAUUUAACUAUUUUUUCUUCAUUUUUCUCUGAUGCAUGGUCAACUGCUAGCGGGAGCAAUAUAGGAGAUACCGUCAACGUCGAUGCUUUUAAUGAUAUUGACUGGGCAACUAAUGCAAUUGGCUUAUAUUUUUGUAUUACAGUUCUGUUUAUUUAUGCAGUUCUCAGCGCAAUUGCAUGUAAUAUGGAUCGUCUUGAAAGAAAAAAGAAAGAAAACGCUCCUGAGCUUGAUCCUAAUAAUUCGCAUGACCUCCGGAAAAAUGAUGAUCCAAGGGUUAGAAUGAAACGUAAGAGCACAAUAAUUAAAUUCGAUUUAGAUGAAUCAGAAAUAGGUACGAGAGAUGAAAAAUUGGAAACUGCAAGAAGUGAGGAAUCUCCAACCUGGAUAAAAGAAAGCCAAGAAAUGAGUAUUGACACUACUCUAAAAACAAAAAAUAGUUUUGAUAUGUCAAUAAUCAAGCUCGACACGGCUGAUGUAAUAAAUGUGAAAGAUAUCAAGCAUCAAGUAAAAGAAGAAAAACCUCUCAAAAGAUAUACAAGGGCACUUAUUUUUAUUGCAAAAAAUCAUGAUUUCGUUACCAUUUUUACAAAUAAAGAAAACUUCACUCAUUUUUCGCGUUUGACAUCUUAUAUGAUCACUUUAUUAGGAAAUAUGUAUUUUAUAGGACUAUUUUACCAAUCUAAGCCGAAAGGAAGUGACUAUUCUAUCGGUGAUUUUUCAAGUGCUUUUAAUAAUUACUCUUUUCAAGACUUCUGGAUUUUGGUUUAUUCUUCAAGUAUUAUGCUGCUUGUAGGGAUUUUAUUGAAUUAUUUAUCCAAAUCUACUCCACUGCCUUCAACUGAUGAUACAUUGUAUAAAAGCAUCAAAAAGAAUAACCUUUUUAAGCUUAUUGCGUUUUACUUGAUAUCAUUUGGGCUUCUAUUUUAUUUCUGUUGGUCUAUCAUAUUAUUUUCAAUACAAUUUGAACUGAACGUUACUUAUUUAUGAAUUUGCAAUACCAGCGUGAGCUAUGGGACCAACUUGUUUGUGGUGUCAUUUGCCAAGGUAGCAUUUAAAGCAUUUUUGAUUUGGAUAUUCCCGAUAAUCAUUAUGAUUAUUGGAACAUCAAACACAGAAAACGAAAAUAACAUUAGAUAA